UUUAUAAUUUUUAAAAAUAUUUCUCUCUCCUCUUUAUAUAUCUCACUGUCUUCUCAGUGUCAAUCCCUGUGUUCGUCUUCCAGUAGAGAGAGAAACAGCAGUAGGAGUAAUAGCAGUAGCAGCAUCUCUUCCCACUGCUAUUUCAGAGUGUUUUUCUUUCUAUAAAAAAAAAAAAAAAAAAAAAAAAAAAAAAAAAAAAAAAAAAAAAAAAGAGUUUCUAUUAAAUUUUUGUUAGAAAUUUGAAUUUCUGGUGGGGGUGGCCGAUAUGCAGCAGCACCUGAUGCAGAUGCAGCCCAUGAUGGCAGCUUAUUAUAACUCUAACAACGUCACUACUGAUCACAUUCAACAGUACUUGGAUGAGAACAAGUCCCUGAUUCUGAAGAUUGUGGAAAGCCAGAAUUCUGGGAAGAUCAAUGAGUGUGCUGAGAACCAAGCACGGCUGCAGAGAAACCUGAUGUACCUUGCUGCUAUUGCUGAUUCCCAGCCUCAACCUGCUAGCAUGCAUUCCCAGCAGCAGUAUGCUCAAAGCCAGAUGAUGCAGUCAGGGGGACAUUACAUGCAGCAACAGCAGCAGCAGCAGCAGCAAUCAAUGACACCUCAAGCCCUAAUGGCAGCACGGUCUUCUAUGCUUUAUAGUCAGCAAGCAUAUCCAACACUUCAACAGAGUCAAUCUCUGCAUGGCGGUCAAAUGGGAAUGAGCUCAGCUGGUAGCUCAGGAAUCAACAUGCUGCAAGGUGAACCUCAUAGUUCAUCCACCAGUGGUAUGCUUGGAGUUGGAGGAGGGUAUCAUGACUUUGGUCGUAUCAAGCAGGACAUGGGUAACUCAGAAGCCCGUGGUGGAACUUCAACCGAUGGGGGUGAGGCACUCUACUUGAAGUCUGGUGAUGAUGGAAAUUAACAAGAUUCUAGUACCAAAACUCGGUCUUUAGGAGGGUAUUAUUAAUUAAUAUUAAUUAGUCAAGGAACUAGUACUAGUAUUUACUAGGAAACAUGGAAUCGUUACUGAAAAAAGGUCACUGCUUCAAGGGCUAAAUUUUCUGUGGUGGAAAACAUUGUCGAGUUUUUACUCACAAAACUCCAUCUUCUUGGUUCUUUUAAGGGGUGAUACUCGGAAUCUUUUUUAUCGCUUUUAUUAUCUAUGUAUAUUUGUAGGAUUUUAUCUUCCUAAGUAUUUCAGUCCCAUCGUCUUUCAUAAACCCA
Spinacia oleracea (spinach) is the source of this 1200-nucleotide messenger RNA. Its product is annotated as GRF1-interacting factor 1. The transcript is spliced from 4 exons. Lineage: Eukaryota; Viridiplantae; Streptophyta; Magnoliopsida; Caryophyllales; Amaranthaceae. The record is from RefSeq and is a predicted model, not a curated record. The coding region runs from base 266 to 898 and encodes 210 amino acids.